This is a messenger RNA of Metarhizium brunneum ARSEF 3297, 717 nucleotides long. RefSeq names its product Vacuolar protein sorting-associated protein 28 (gene VPS28). The record is from RefSeq and is a predicted model, not a curated record. Gene Ontology annotation, cellular component: ESCRT I complex. Gene Ontology annotation, molecular function: protein-containing complex binding. Gene Ontology annotation, biological process: protein transport to vacuole involved in ubiquitin-dependent protein catabolic process via the multivesicular body sorting pathway. NCBI's taxonomy places the organism in Eukaryota, Fungi, Ascomycota, Sordariomycetes, Hypocreales, Clavicipitaceae.
AUGAUUCCUCGACAAGGCUAUGCGCCGACGCCGCAUAGCUAUGUUCCUAAUAGCAGCUUCUCAGCCACAAUUAACCUAGAUGAGGAAGUCAAGCUGACAGGCUCUCGAGCUGAGCGUGAUCUCCAAGACUCCCUCGCGGAGCUGUUCAGCAUCAUCGUGACGCUUGACGAGCUCGAAAAGGCUUUUCUGAAGGAUGCGAUUCCCGAAGCAGAAUACACCGAGAUUUGCGAGCGAUCGUUGCGCCAGUACAAGGCGCUUUUGGCAGACGAGACCAUCGCCGCCGAGUUCCAGGGCCUAGAAGAAUUCAAAGCCAAGUGGGAUCUCCAGGCACCUCGUGCCACCGAACGUCUCCGUGUAGGCAUGCCUUCGACCACCGUAACGGCAUCGUCCUCUGCCCCCAGCCAGCAAGCCUCCUCAGCUGCCAACAAUACCAGCGGUGUACUCAUCCUCGAAGCCACUCAAGAAUUCAUCACGUUUCUCGACGCUGUCAAGCUGGGCAUGCUGUCUAAAGACCAGCUACAUCCCCUAUUAUCCGAUGUGAUUCAGUCUGUAAACCGCGUCACAGACCAGGACUUUGACAAUAGAGGCAAAAUUGUGCAGUGGUUAAUUACGCUUAAUCAGAUGAAGGCCUCGGAUGAGUUGAGCGAGCAGCAAGCCAGGGAGCUGGAAUUGGACAUUCAGCAGGCAUAUCAGGGAUUCAGAAGAACACUGACAUGA